AAGACUGACAGCCUUACCAUCGUGAAUAUGUUACUAUAGUCGUUUGGCGUGAGUCCCACUUCAUUAUUUCGUGUCUAGUCCUCUCUCCUUUUCUCUCAGGAACAUGUUGACAGUGUAGUUUGAAAGACGCUGCCAGAUCCAGCCAGCUGCACCCGCGCUGGCCUUCAGUUUGAGGUUGUUCCUCCUGCACCGAGCGGACUGACUUCUCCUGCCUGACAGGUGGGUCUCAGACGGCAAAGAUGAGUCGUUUCCUGAACGUCCUGCGGAGCUGGCUGGUGAUGGUGUCCGUCAUCGCGAUGGGAAACACGGUGCAGAGUUUCAGAGAUCACAGCUUUUUGUCCGAGAAGCUCUACACUGGCACACCAGAGUUUGUGAAUGGUCUCCAAGCCCGAACAUUUGGGAUCUGGACGUUGCUGUCAUCGAUCAUUCGCUGCGCCUGUGCCAUUGAUAUCCAGAACAGAACGCUGUAUCACAUCACCUUAUGGACGUUUGUGCUGGCGCUGGGACACUUUCUGUCUGAAGCCUUCAUCUACAAAACUGCACCCCUGACUAUCGGGGUCAUGGCGCCUCUCAUCGUGGCAAGUUUCUCUAUCAUAGGAAUGCUGAUUGGAUUCCAGUGUUUUCCAGAGUCACAAGAGGAAGUCGGGGCACGACAAAAGAAGCGGAACUGAAUCCCGAUAGUUUGAUUUUCCCCUGGUCCACUGAACCCACCUCCAGAGUGAGCAGCGUCUCUGCUGGCCCCAGACAGCAGACCCAUUGGUAGACUGGUCCCAGUGUGCCUGUUGCCUUGAAGACCUUAAGAUCUGGAUUUAAAUUGAACUCCUAUUGUACCACUUCCAACAGACUAUAUGCAUCUCUAUCUGUAUUUGUUGUUUUUAAGCUGAUAUUUUAUGUGAAACAUGUCCGUGCUGAUUGACACUCAUCCGUAUGUGUCUGUGGUCAUAAAUAAAGUUUGUUUGUGUGUAUUGAAACUUUUACGAUCGAUCGGGGUUACAGUAUGCAGUGCAGGUGAGUGAAAUGAUGACAUAAAUAAUCCAGCAGAGAUUUCAUUCAGAAUGUUGAUUGUUUUAUUACCACCAUACUUUUUACUUUUCAUAGUAGUUUUCAUAGUAAGUUCAUAAUAUACCAAAGACCUCAGAUGACUAUACAGUACAAAACUAAGCUCUUCAUUACAAAGUAUCACAAACAAGUAUAUCAGAAAUUAUUCUUGAUGUUUGUUCUGUGCUGUGAAAAGUUUGGACACCUUUUGAAUUCAUGCACAACUUUUUUCUCCUAUAAAACAUUUUUAAAAUGAAAUUAUUUGAUUUUUGAUGUUUUCCUCUUAAGAAAUGAGCAAAUGAUGUGUUUUUAUAAACUUGAAAUGAAAAAAUGUGUUAAUUCUGCCUUUUUAUCUCUGCUUUAUGAUGGACUUAAAUGCAGAAAACAUGAAUACACUGCUAUGUGAAGUUUUUAAGGUGCAAAUUAAUACAUUCUCAUGCUCUCCUUUUUAUAUCCAGAGAUA
Messenger RNA from Chelmon rostratus (copperband butterflyfish), 1501 nucleotides. It is a transcript of the gene erg28, whose product is annotated as ergosterol biosynthesis 28 homolog. The record is from RefSeq and is a predicted model, not a curated record. NCBI's taxonomy places the organism in Eukaryota, Metazoa, Chordata, Actinopteri, Chaetodontiformes, Chaetodontidae. The transcript is spliced from 5 exons. Gene Ontology annotation, cellular component: membrane; endoplasmic reticulum. Gene Ontology annotation, molecular function: protein-macromolecule adaptor activity. Bases 240 to 671 code for a protein of 143 amino acids.